CCGCGCAACGGUCAUACUCAUUGCAGCAAAAAAACAAAAAACAAUGCAGACGCACACGCGAGAGUAAAAUGGAGUAUCCACAAAUUGAUUUAUACGAAUUCCUCACAGAGUCCGAACUGCAGCAGUACUACAAUGCCGUCAAAAAUGAAUUGAAAAUAACGAACGCGGCCCAGUUCAAGUAUGCGGCGGAUGAGGAUUUGCGUUUCAUCGGGCUCUCGCGCCCGGAAAUCCGGAGGCUCCGCAAGUUCUACGAGAAGCACUUCCCCCACAGCUACCUCAGCAAGAUCAAGCGUCUGCUGCAGGCGCCCGGAACGAUGGUAAAGCGGGAGGAGGCGCCCGCCGGCGGAGGUCAAGUGGCGCCCGAUGGGAGUGGUGCCUCCGCAUGCUCGUCCCUGGCAGCCAAGAACGGGGCCAGUUCGCCAGGCAAGGUGCCCAACAACAAGCACAUUAUUCCGGCGGACUCCAUUAGUGUUAACAAGCAACUGGGCACCGGCGAGUUUGGGAUCGUCCAGCAGGGCGUCUGGUCCAAUGGCAGCGAGAGGAUCCAAGUGGCUAUUAAAUGCCUGUGUCGCGAACGGAUGCAGUCGAAUCCCAUGGAGUUCCUCAAGGAGGCGGCCAUCAUGCAUUCCAUCGAGCACGAGAACAUCGUGCGGCUGUACGGCGUCGUCUUGGCCACCGACUCGCUCAUGCUGGUCACCGAGCUGGCUCAUCUGCGCUCGCUUCUGGAGUGCCUCAAGGACUCGGGGCUGCGUGUCAGUUUCCUCACCAUACCCACGCUCUGUGAGUUCGCCCUGCAGAUCUGCAAUGGAAUGCGCUACCUGGAGCAGAAGCGCCUCAUCCACAGAGACCUGGCGGCUCGGAAUAUCCUGGUGUUCAGCAAGGACAAGGUCAAGAUCUCCGACUUUGGCUUGUCGCGUGCGCUGGGCGUGGGCAAGGACUACUAUAAGACCAACUUCAAUGUGAACCUAAAACUGCCGAUUGCGUGGUGUGCACCCGAGUGCAUCAACUAUCUGCGCUUCACCAACGCUUCCGAUGUGUGGGCCUUUGGGGUCUGCCUGUGGGAGAUGUUUUCGUACGGCUUCCAGCCAUGGGCGGCACUGACCGGCCUGCAGAUCCUCGAGGCCAUCGACGCACCCAACUACCAGCGACUGGAGCAACCCGACUGCUGUCCCAGCGAGUACUACACUCUGAUGAUGAAGUGCUGGCAGGACGAUGCCGCCAAGCGACCGCGCUUUGGAGAGAUCUACGAUCUACUACCCGAUAUGAAGCCGGAGCAGCUGAAGGCCGUGGUGAACUGUUCAGAGCCCAAGAAGGACCAUCUUCUGUAUCGCCAGGGCGAUAUUAUAAGCGUCCUUGAUCGAAACACGGGCACGCCCUUCUGGAAAGGAGUGCUCAGUACCGGGAAGACGGGCUACUUUAACCCUUCCAACACGGUGGCCUUCCUGGAAGGUCUUCCCAGCUCUAGCCGCGACUCCUUCAGCCGGGUGAGCGAUCAUAGGAUCAGCAAGCGCAAGUUACGCACCGAGAUGAUUUCAAAGCCGCAAAACGAUUUUAAGCAUACCGGCCACGUGGGCAUUGACGGAGCCACCUUUGGAGACAUCGCCUUCCUGGGAAGUUCGCAGAAUUACAACCAUGUGCCCAAGCAGAUUGUGACGCCCUACAAGCCCUCGGAGGACAUUGAGCAGACGCCACUCCUACUGCCGCCGACGCCCACGAGUCCAGACUCUCUGCAGACCGCCAGUGGGUAUUUCCCAGAGGGUGCCAGCAGCGGAGGCGCCAUGGGCACUUCCAUGAACCCCACAUUCAUUCCAUCCGCCGAACACACGCCCAAGCUGAUAUCCACGAACGGCCAAAGCUCAUUCGACUUUGCCACCGGGUCCACCAAUCCGUUUUUCCUCAACAGAGGCGACGAUGAACUGGAGUUUGGCCUUCACAACAACAACUACGGAGCGGAUGGCAAGAGCAUUCAUUCGGGCGAACCGGGCUGGCGACCCAGUUCCCGCACUGUUGCGGAUGAUCCCCACGAGUAUCACGAAAUAUCGGAUGAUGAAAUGGCUGCCGACAAGCUGGACUUUGGGCCAUCGCUAAUGGACGAGAUCAACUCGAUGUUUGGAUCGAUAAGCGGGGCUUCCGGCAGCCACCCCAAGUCGCCCGGAUUUGAUCAUGUGAACAGCAAGAACGAGUUUGCCGAAAUGUCGGCCAAACUGGGGCAAAAGAAUGGCGACACCAAUGGCAACAAGCAUGGCCAUGGCCUGCUGCCCACGCUCUCGAAAAAGAAGUCGUCGGGCACCGUGAAACCCAUUUCUGUAAAGGAUGAGAAGAUUCUCAACCAUGCCAUCGAGAUAGCCAACGAGAUUAGUGCCAGAUCAAUGAUUGAUCUGGUCUCUGAUCAAACUCCCGCCAUGCACAGUCCGAAGCGCAAGUUCAGCUUCAGGUUCCCGCAUUUGAGUAACAAUGGUGGGGCUGAGAAGGCCAGCGGACUGGGAGGUGCCAGUGGAUCCGCCCACACUCCCACACACGGCAACGCCUCACCCUUUUCCAAGAAGAAGAACUUCACUGAGGAGCUGCAGAGCAUUCCGGACAUACAGCGUUUCCGCUCGCUGAGCGAGAUCAAGAACAGCACAGAUCUGCGGGUGCCCAUCUUCGACAAGGAGAGCUCCGACUUUCUGUUCCAGAAGUCGCGUGAGAUACUCAGCAGGCCGUUGAAUCUGGAGCGGGAGCGGGAGCGGGCGGAGGAUCAGCCGUCGAAGAGCAUCGACGACAACAUAAUGGACAUUGAGAACACCUUGAAAGCGCUCAAUCUGGACUUCAUGCACACGUACACGGAGCUGGAUAAGAGCGACUCCAACGACACGAUCCUCAAUGACCAGCUGCCGCAGCUGCUGAGUCUGGACGAUGGCAUCAGCAGUGCCACCGGCAGCCUCAAGUCGGCGGUCUACAGCUACAGCAACGGAGUGCAGACCAUGUUCGACUUCAACGCGGCCACCAGUCAUCUGGACAAGCACCUGCAGUACAUGCACAACCAGGCGCAGCUGAGCGCCGCUGCUCCCGUCGAUCCCAAGCCCAUGGAGGACAAGCGCUCCAGUACUCCGGACACGGGCUUCGCCUCCAGGGACACGAACAUCUCGUUGUCGCGCCGCAGCAGCCAAAAGUCAAGCUACAGUCCCCAGGAGAGCUUUCACUAUCCCUUAAAAGGAGAGGCUUUGUUCAGCGCUCCACCUGUGGUCAUGUCCGGAGGCUACUCCACGCUGAAGGAUGAGCUGGGCUACGAGCGUUUCGGAAACGGAGCCACCAAGCAAAUGCUGGCCAGCGCCUCGCCCAUCAAGUCGGGAGCGGGUUUGAAUGCCAGCAGUGGAUCCGUGUACAUGGGAUCGAAGGGAUACCGCCAACGUUCGACGUCCUUCAACGAGAGCUUUCAUCCCAUAUCACCGGUUCUCUCGGAGCCGCCGCAGCGGGAGAGGGGCGUUAUCCAUCGGCAGGUGAGGAUGGAGCACCAGCCGCCGCUACCACGUCGUUCCGCCUCGUAUAAGCCUCGCUCCAUCAGAGCUCGCACCCUCCGGCGGUUGAGCUACAAUCCCAUGACCCUGGACUCGAGUUCUUCCAGCGGGGAGGAGCCGGUGAAGCCCAGUUUGGCCCGCUCCGAGUGCGACAUCCGAGCCAGAGUGACGGCCAGCUCGAAUUCCUCGUUGGGGAGACGGCGGCGCGCGGGAAUGAAUCGCCAGGUGCAGUCCGCCUGCCACGACGAGCGAGAGGUUAUCAUUUCGCCCCGUCAAAUCUACGGCUCCAACUCGAGCAUCAAGUCGGCACCGCACUACAACAUUGGGGGACAGCGGCGCAGCUUCCACAGAGGAGGCACUGGCAUGAUGGGCACUGGCUACGAGCAGUUCCAAUAUGACGAGCGCAUUUACGAUUUCGGAGGUCGUGGUCCCGGCAACAACUACAACAUGGCCCACGCCAGUUACCUCAGCUCAAGCCAAAAGCCCAGCUAUCUCCUCAACGGAUCGGAGUUGCCCGGAUCGGGGUCGGGAUCCUCUUCGGCCGCCUCGUCGGCAGUGCAGGCCACCUACAGGCAAGCAGCCGGUGCCACCAUUCAGAGACCAAUGAGCGGCGGAGCUGCCUUGCACGAAUUCGACAUUAGUCGGCUGACGGGCAAGAGUCCCACGUCCACGAACUUCGUGGGCAGCUCACCGGAGGAGCUGAAGCAGCGCCAGCUCUCGGCGGGCUCCCUGCUGGCGCCCAGCAACAAGUCGGCGAAGCCACAGCGGCCCACGGAGUUCCACUGGCCGGAGAAGAUUCACGCCUCGGCGGUGAAGCAGCACGAGAUGCACUGGCGGCAAAUGCAGCAGCAGCAGCUAACGACAUCAACGAUUAUUAGUGCAGCGGGUGGAGUGGCUGGUCCCGCCCGGAGGUCCAGUGACAGCUCGUCCUCGUCCAGCACCGAGAGUGGGGAUGAGUUCCAGUUCCGGCGAGAGUUCGUCGCGCCGAGAAUUCCGCCCAGUCCGGCUCCAUAACUAAGGAAAAUGCUGAAAUACGUUCUCAAUUUACUGUUCGGCAACGUGUUGUCCGAUUAGAGGCGACGGAAAGGUGGGAUGGUGGGAAUCGGAUCCGGAAGGUCGUGGUCACGGAUGGCAGCUUCGUGGAGCGCGGAGCUUGGCGGUGUUGUGUUUGUGCUAAUGUCUGUGUGUGAGGUGGGGGCAGCGUUGAGUGUUGGCGUCGAAGAGUAAAUUGUAGAAGUAUUUACAGCGAGUAGAUUAUAUAUUUUUUGGAUUUGUAUUUUUUGAAGCGAGAUGAGAGUGUGCCUUAUAGGAAAACACCGAAGACCUCUCAGAACAGAUAAUAAUGAUGUGCAGAUCAGCUGCGCAGCUUCCAACCAUCGCAUCACCAACCACAUAGUUCAUCAUCAUAAGCUCAACUCAGUUUUAAUGGAGCAAUAUAAGCAGCUACCCUCUUCGAUUCGAUUGAGUUUGUCGGAAUAGAUGCCCAUUUUUUGAAAGUGUUAUUUUUAUCGCAGAUGCAAGUGCAUUCCUAGUCCCUAUUCCGUCUAAUUUAAUCCAAUCGAACAGUGGUAAUAUCUCUGAAAUUUUCUCUGCAUCUCUCAAACGGAAAAGUACUCUAUUCAGUAGCCUAUAGUCAGUAUACAAAGCGUUUCUUCAACUUUUCACUACCACAAACGGAUAAAACAAAGAUAUGGCUUCCAAACGGAAUAGAAAAUGUUCAAUAAAUCUUUUCAAAGAGAACCCAACAAGAGCUUGGUUGUCGGAAACAGUAUGUCAAGGCACACGGCAAACACAAACACUCACACUUAUUGGGGGGACUCCAACUAGACAGGGUAUUACCUAUUACCUAUUACCAAUUACCAAUUACCAGUGAGAACUGCAGAACUUUGGAACUCACAGCGGUAAUUUUAAGCCACACACAGACACGGAAAGACACACAGAAAGACAGACACCCACACAAAACUGUUGACAAUCCUCAGAACUUGUCCACAUCAAAGAAACAUUCGUCGGAGCAAGAAUCCCGUACGGAUUAUGUGCCAUAUCCUGACGCUUGCAUUUUUUAUAAAACCAAAGCUAAAGCGAAACCAAAAGUGAAAACCACACAAGUUAAACGAUACCGAAACCAAGAGAAGCAUUUAAGCUCACUUUAACUAGAGUGUCGAACCCUAUAGUAUCUUUAAGAUUUGAGAUUGAAAAGUCAAGAAUUGGCCUACUAACCAAAACGAAACCAAAAGCAAACUUCAAUUAAAUUGGCGACGCGUGGAAAGCGUCCAACAUUUUUGAUAACCUCACUAAGAAUAUAUUAUACGGAUUAUACUUACUAAAAGAUUUUCGCAUUCUAUGCAUUUAUGGAUAAACUCAAAUUGAAAAUAUGAUAUACAGAUUAUAUAUACACCUACUUAAAUCUAAAUCAACCUAAUAUAUGUAUACAAGUAUAAAGGCGUAUGCGGUAAUGUAAGCAUUACGGAACAUGAUAUUCUAAACUAUGCGUUCGAAGCGUUUCAACCCAGAGAACAUUAAACUUAAUGAAAACCAAAAUUUACUCAAGUAUUAUACAAAAACCCCAAAACAACUAAAUUAAACUAAACUAAAUUCAACUAAGCAACAACUAUUUGGAAAACGAGAAAAGUUUGCAUUCUAAGAACCAAACAAGUUAAUUGGUAAUCAAAAUAAAAAGAAAAUGUUGUGCAUAUUUAAAGGGAUUUAAUAAAGAAAAACUAAUUCUGAAUUUCAA
This is a messenger RNA of Drosophila ficusphila, 6231 nucleotides long. RefSeq names its product activated Cdc42 kinase-like (gene Ack-like). The record is from RefSeq and is a predicted model, not a curated record. The coding region runs from base 69 to 4511 and encodes 1480 amino acids. The transcript has 7 exons. Gene Ontology annotation, biological process: protein phosphorylation. Gene Ontology annotation, molecular function: protein binding; ATP binding; protein tyrosine kinase activity. Lineage: Eukaryota; Metazoa; Arthropoda; Insecta; Diptera; Drosophilidae.